Molecule: messenger RNA, 6465 nt
Organism: Myotis daubentonii (Daubenton's bat)
Lineage: Eukaryota; Metazoa; Chordata; Mammalia; Chiroptera; Vespertilionidae
Gene: TSHZ2
Product: teashirt zinc finger homeobox 2
Biological process (GO): regulation of transcription by RNA polymerase II
Cellular component (GO): nucleus
Molecular function (GO): DNA-binding transcription factor activity, RNA polymerase II-specific; DNA binding
Source: RefSeq, a predicted model, not a curated record
UCGAUGUUUGCUGGCAUCGCCUCGCCCUGUCUUGUGUGUGUGUGAGAGUGUGUGUGUGUGUGUGUGUAUGUGAGUGUGUGCAUAUGUGGGGGUGUGAGUGUGUGAGAGGAAGCGGGAGUGCGUGCGCGUGUGAGUGUGUCCGUGUGUCUGUGUGUGAGUGUGUGUGUGUGUGUGUGUGUGUGUGUGUGUGAGUGAGUGAGUGAAUUCCAGAUUUUCUGUCUUUCCCAAACCCGCGCCUGUCCUCUCGCGUAUCACUCACAGCCGGGAUCUGACAGCAGCCACAAACCUACAGUGAGUGAUCGCUCCCCCCAGCGCGGAUCCGCCAUAGAGAUCGGCCAGGAGGAGGAGGAAGAGGAGGAGGUGCAGGAGGAGGGAAAGGGGCGAAGGAGGAAGAAGAAAAAGAAGAAGAAACCACUACCUUCCCAGGAUCGCCUUUUUUUUUUCCUUCCUUAUCUUUAGGCGCGCGUGUGCGUGUGGCGCGUGUGCGUCCCUCGUCCCUUCCAUCCGAACCCGGUCUUGGAUGUUUAAUAAAGAAAUCAAGUGUCUCAACAGUCACAAAAAAAAACCAAAAACCAAAAAAAAAAUAUCCAAAAAAGCAAAAACAAAAAGAGAGAGAAAGAGAGGAAAAAAAAUUCAAAACAAACAAACAAACAAGGCACAGCCAACCUCUACUUCAAACCAGCCGGCACAAGCCACCCGUGUCUGCCACCCAGGAGGGGGGUCGCUGGCCCGCGGUGGAGGAGUUGCAGGGGGGAUCGUCAGGGGGACAGAGGCCGAGACGCCCCAGGAGCCACCGGGCAGGAGGCGGAGGAGACCCGGCAGGCGAGCGAGACCGCGGGCCCCGCGCGCGGCCGGGGCUGGGGCGCCAGAAGUGGGACUGGAGCGAAGUUGAGCGAUGCCAAGGAGGAAACAGCAGGCACCCAAGCGGGCGGCAGGCUAUGCCCAGGAGGAGCAGCUGAAGGACCAGGAGGAGAUAAAAGAGGAAGAGGAGGAGGAGGAAGACAGCGGUUCCGUGGUUCAACUCCAGAGCAGCAAUGACCCCGGGACAGACGAGGAGCUAGACAUGGGCCCGGAGCCAAAGGGCUGCUUCAGCUACCAGAACUCCCCAGGCAGCCACUUGUCCAACCAGGACGCGGAGAGCGAGUCUCUGCUGAGCGACGCCAGUGACCCCGUGUCCGACGUCAAGAGCGUGUGCGGCCGGGAUGCCCCGGACAAGACAGCCGGCGCUCGGCCCAAGCUGCCCGGGGAAGCCCACAACUGCAUGGACAAAAUGACGGCCGUCUACGCCAACAUCUUGUCUGAUUCCUACUGGUCGGGCCUGGGCCUGGGCUUUAAGCUGUCCCACAGCGACAGGCGGCAUUGUGACACCCGAAACGGCGGCAGCAAGACGGAUUUUGAUUGGCACCAAGACGCUCUGUCCAAAAGCCUGCAGCAGAACCUGCCCUCCAGGUCCGUGUCGAAGCCCAGCCUGUUCAGCUCGGUGCAGCUGUACCGGCAGAGCAGCAAGGCGUGCGGGAGCGUCUUCACCGGGGCCAGCAGGUUCCGCUGCCGCCAGUGCAGCGCCGCCUACGACACCCUGGUCGAGCUGACCGUGCACAUGAACGAGACGGGCCACUACCAAGACGACAACCGCAAAAAGGACAAGCUUCGGCCCCUGAGCUACUCCAAGCCCCGCAAGCGGGCCUUCCAGGACAUGGACAAGGAGGACGCCCAGAAGGUGCUGAAGUGCAUGUUCUGUGGCGACUCUUUCGACUCCCUCCAGGAUUUGAGCGUCCACAUGAUCAAAACGAAACAUUACCAAAAAGUGCCUUUGAAGGAGCCAGUCCCCACAAUUUCAUCAAAAAUGGUUGCUCCGGCGAAGAAACGUGUCUUUGAUGUCAACCGGCCGUGUUCCCCGGACUCCACCACGGGGUCGUUCGCGGACUCGUUUUCGUCCCCGAAGAGCAGCAGCCUGCAGCUGUCCUCCAACAACCGCUACGGCUACCAGAACGGCGCCAGCUACACCUGGCAGUUCGAGGCCUGCAAGUCCCAGAUCCUAAAGUGCAUGGAGUGUGGGAGCUCCCACGACACCUUGCAGCAGCUCACCACCCACAUGAUGGUCACAGGUCACUUUCUCAAGGUCACCAGCUCUGCCUCCAAGAAAGGGAAGCAGCUGGUGUUAGACCCGCUGGCGGUGGAGAAAAUGCAGUCUUUGUCGGACGCGCCGAACAGCGAUUCUCUGGCUCCCAAGCCAUCAAGUAACUCAGCUUCCGACUGUGCAGCUUCCACGACUGAGAUAAAGAAGGAGAGUAAGAAAGAAAAGCCAGAGGAGGCCAACCAGGAGGAGAAAGCCGUGAAAAGCGAGGACUAUGAAGACCCUCUACAAAAGCCUUUAGACCCCACAAUAAAGUAUCAGUACCUGCGGGAGGAGGAUCUGGAAGACGGCUCCAAGGGUGGAGGGGACAUCCUGAAGUCACUGGAAAACACUGUCACCACCGCCAUCAACAAGGCCCAGAAUGGGGCUCCCAGCUGGAGCGCGUACCCCAGCAUCCACGCCGCCUACCAGCUGUCGGAGGGCACCAAGGCCUCCUUGCCUCUGGGCUCCCAGGUGCUGCAGAUGCGGCCUAACCUCACCAACAAGUUGAGGCCGAUUGCUCCCAAGUGGAAAGUCAUGCCCCUGGUUUCCGUGCCCACGAACCUGGCCCCGUACACUCAAGUGAAGAAGGAGCCAGAAGACAGAGAGGAAAUGGUGAAGGAGUGCGGGAAGGAAAGUCCCCGCGAAGAGGCAUCAUCUUUCAGCCACAAUGAGGGCGAGUCCUGCUCCAACAGCGAACCCCCUUCCGAAUCCAAAAAGGCUGAGCCUUGUCCCCCAAAGGAGGAGGACAAGCCGAUGAAAGAGGGCGGUGAGAAGGAAAAUCCCCAGCCUCUGGAGCCCGCGUCUCCCCUCAGCAACGGGUGCGCCCUCGCCAACCACGCGUCGGCCCUGCCGUGCAUCAACCCGCUGAGCGCGCUGCAGUCCGUCCUGAACAACCACCUGGGCAAAGCCACGGAGCCCCUGCGCUCCCCUUCCUGCUCCAGCCCCAGCUCAAGCACAAUCUCUAUGUUUCACAAGUCGAGUCUCAGUGUCAUGGACAAGCCGGCCUUGAGUCCUGCCACCGCGAGGCCGGCCAGCGUGUCCAGGCGCUACCUGUUUGAGAACAACGAUCAGCCCAUCGACCUGACCAAGUCCAAAAGCAAGAAAGCCGAGUCCUUGCAAGCACAAUCCUGCACGUCCCCGCCUCAGAAGCAUGCUCUGUCUGACAUCGCCGACAUGGUCAAAGUCCUCCCCAAAGCCACCACCCCGAAGCCCGCCGCUUCCUCCAGGGUCCCGCCCGUGAAGCUGGAAGUGGACGUCAGGCGCUUCGAGGAUGUCUCCAGUGAAGUCUCGACGUUGCAUAAAAGAAAGGGCCGGCAGUCCAACUGGAACCCUCAGCACCUUCUGAUCCUGCAGGCUCAGUUUGCCUCCAGCCUCUUCCAGACGUCGGAGGGCAAGUACCUGCUGUCCGACCUGGGCCCCCAAGAGCGAAUGCAGAUCUCAAAGUUUACGGGACUCUCGAUGACCACCAUCAGCCACUGGCUGGCCAACGUCAAGUACCAGCUUAGAAAAACGGGAGGGACGAAAUUUCUGAAAAACAUGGACAAAGGCCACCCCAUCUUUUAUUGUAGUGACUGUGCCUCCCAGUUUAGAACCCCUUCUACCUACAUCAGCCACUUAGAAUCUCACCUCGGUUUCCAAAUGAAGGACAUGACCCGCAUGGCCGUGGAGCAGCAAGGCAAGGUGGACCAAGAGAUCUCCCGGGUGUCGUCGGCUCAGAGGUCUCCGGAAACCAUAGCUGGCGAAGAGGACACAGACUCUAAGUUCAAGUGUAAGUUGUGCUCUCGGACAUUUGUGAGCAAACAUGCAGUAAAACUCCACCUAAGCAAAACGCACAGCAAGUCACCCGAACACCACUCUCAGUUUGUAACAGACGUGGACGAAGAAUAGCUCUGCAGGACAAAUGCCUUAGUUCCAGCUCUCCAGCCUGGAUCCCUUCAUGCGGAGCCCUGGGUUGCACCACCCCCGCUUCUGACAUUGAACUCCUGGCGCCCUGCUCUCGGAAGAUUGCCCAAAAACCCGCCCAGCCAUUUCUCUUCAUCCGCACUAACAAUUUGGUAAUGAAGUAUUGAUUUCCACUUCUCUGCUUAUGGACGAUAUUAGAUUUUCAUUGAUAAACUGCAGCGGGGCCGUCUCGUCUCCAUGGCCCCCUUUUCAGUGUCACGAGGAAACAAAGUGCCCCCGAAGAAAAAUCACGCCCGAGAACACCGAUGGACUUAUUUUGUCCGUUUGUAACACUUGACAGGAAAGGGUGGGGGCGGGGGGGGAGUCGAAGUCUCCAUAGUUUCAUGUCCAAGUGGGCUGCACGAGCUGUGGCCGCUGGGAAGCCGGCUUCUCCGGGUAAUGUCCGUUUCCUAUUUAUAACCCCCCUGGGAGCGUUUGUCUAAGGAAAUGUUUCUGUUCGGAGCAACAAUUACGGUUGCACCUGGAUUGCCCAGUCCUGCCCCUGCACCGGGGAGCCAUUCAUCACCGCAAAGUGGAAGAAUUAUUAAGUUAAACCAGACUUUGAGCCAAGGAAACCUCCGAACAAUGUGAGAGUUGUUCAAACAGUCAGGCUUAACCGUGUGGCUGCCGAAGACGUGUUCCCGUGCAGUGUGGGCAUCUCUACGGUCGUCAUCUUCACUGGGUUAAAAAAUAUUAGUUUUAAGCCUGUGCCACGGUCGUAGGAGACUGAGAUUGGGAGAAGGGGGAGCUUGGUGCGAUGCCACUCUGAGAGGAAGCCAGAAGCUGAGGUCACGGCCAGCUGGGAAGUUCAGCCGCAGCCUGGCCUGCAGUCUCUUCGGCAGGACGGUUGUUGAUGGCUCUGAGGCGAGCUCGCCUUCAGAAGCAACGGAGAGCAUGAAAUAGGGUGUCCAUUUUAAAUGUGUUUCUGCAACUUUUUUCAUUAAAACUUUGAGGGCCCAAUUUUAAUUUGUGGAAUAUUCCCGUUAAUAAUGAGAUCUAAUUAAGACAUCCAUUAAAAGCCCGUUAAAGUUAAUUUAACGUAAAAAUUCCAAUAGAACUGUAUUAGAUUUUCUCCAUUAAAUUAACGUUAUGGAUUUUUAACGGAUGUCUUAAUUAUACGUUAUUAUUAACAGGAAUACUGUAUUACACAGAUUAAAAUCAGGUCUUGCGUCAACUUGGAAAAGCUACGAGUGUGUUUUAAUAUUAAAAGUCUUGCAUACCUAGUGCACACUCUGGAAAUGCAGGGGGUAGAUCUAUUUACUCGAGUUGAGCCUUUUCUAUAUAACGGAAAGCAAGCUCUAAUAGAGAAAUCCAUCAUUGCAUUUAAACAGUGAAUUUCCUUAUUCUCAAAGGACAACUAAGGCUGGAUUGUGUUGCAACCUGCUACUCAGCAAUAGGUGAUUCUUGGCACAACACAAAGAACUAGAUGAUUUUGAAACAAAAGGAAUAUUUUUGUUGUUGCUUUAAUGACCAAGGUUAUCACACACCAAAAAAAUCUCAACACCAACAAAAUGAAACCAAAUAUAUCCUCUUCACCAUUUCUCAUGGAGGCUGCCUGUUGAAUUGUUUUUGGAACUUUUGACAUGAUCCCUAAAUUCAACAUUGGGAUUUAAAAAAAAAAAACUUCUUAUUUACCUCCUAGGGAAAGUGUUGCCCUUAUGCCACAUAUAAUAGCAAAUUGCUUUUUUUAUGGCAUGCAUAACCUAGAUGGGGAAAAAUAUGGCGCUUCGGGGAAGGAGGGAAAAAGUAAAUGAAGUUCCAGGAAUGUCAUUCUGAAGUAAUGAGGCAUGGACAGAAAAUACAGCCCUCACAUCAUCGGAUUGAGAUGGCAGUCGAAAUAGCUUCAUUGAGGUGUCAGCACUCAUCCAUCAAUCAAUCACCCACAAGGAAAAAUCACAACAGUACAACGGGGCGGCUUUUAUGGGAUUUACUCAUGGGCAUAGGAAAUAGCGGCUCAAAUGUAGUUCUGACAUGAAGAGCAAGGUGCUGAUAUUAUUUUUUAUGAUGGGAGGAUCAUAAAGUGAAUUGAGAACAGCGAGGUCUGUCUUUGCUUAACCUAUUCAACCAGAAAUGAAUGGAGCUCAACCGGAAAGGAACAGUCUUUGGAUGGGUUAAGAUUGAAGGGUGGACUCUACUGAGCCCUGUCCUUCGACAACGAAAUUCUAUUAAAGGGAAAUCAGUGCAUUAGCAUUGAGGUUCUUGAAGCUGUGCAAAAUUGCCUGCUCCAACCCAGGGGUAUUCGAUAAAGUUUCAUAAUUCAGAUUCUGCCGCAAUGUCCAAAAGCAAACUCUUGAGCUCUUGUUCCAACCAGGGGGGGGGAUGGAGGGGAACAGUGCAGUUCUCAGCUCCGUGGAAAUAGUCUCCCUUCUAAGAAAAAAAAUAAAUCAUCCGCUUCAACAUAUAAUCCA